This is a messenger RNA of Ilyonectria robusta, 432 nucleotides long. RefSeq lists its product as uncharacterized. Bases 1 to 432 code for a protein of 143 amino acids. NCBI's taxonomy places the organism in Eukaryota, Fungi, Ascomycota, Sordariomycetes, Hypocreales, Nectriaceae. The transcript has a single exon. The record is from RefSeq and is a predicted model, not a curated record.
AUGCCAGAUGUUGUCCUUAGUACAAUCCCCACAACCACUACCACUCCCACCACCACUACACCCAUCCACUACCAACCCACAUAUCCACAUCAACAGCUCGUUGGCGCCCUUAUCAGACGGCGGCGCAACCGGUACAUGCACGACCGUCAGCCGUCAAACUCCCCUGCCACAGGCUGUUUUCACAGCCGGAACUUUACCACGAUUGCCGCUCAGGCCAUGAAGUCCCUGAUCUCCCCAAUCCCUCCAACUUCUCGUUUCUCAUCUGUCGACAAAACACCCCUCCCCUCACAAUAUAUUAAUGCCUGGCUUGCUGGCAUCAAUUCUCUCGCCACUGCUGCCUGCCCCAUCCCUAGUAGUCGGGCUGUGUCGCUGAAAGCUUGCGGUCCCCCUGCUCGCUCUGGACCCGCGCCCACCGAUGACCUCAUUGAUUGA